This is a messenger RNA of Pseudozyma flocculosa PF-1, 1878 nucleotides long. RefSeq lists its product as uncharacterized. Bases 1 to 1878 code for a protein of 625 amino acids. The record is from RefSeq and is a predicted model, not a curated record. The transcript has 2 exons. Lineage: Eukaryota; Fungi; Basidiomycota; Ustilaginomycetes; Ustilaginales; Ustilaginaceae.
AUGGUCCACCUGCUUCCCCCAUCAGCGCUGGCCGACAUACCCAGGGCGAGCAAGGGCAGCCUGCAGCGUGGCCGCGCCUACCAGCAGUACGAGCCGCUGAUCGCCAAGAUCUACAAGGACUUUGAAGAGGGCCGGUCGAUCAGCCUCGUCCCGGAGGGGGCCACCGCCAACGGCAGCGUGAACGGCAAGCGGGCGCUCGCUGGCGACGAGCUGGUGGCGUGGCUGAUCGACACGAUCGAGCGACUGCGAGGUGGCGGCGGCGAUGCUGCCGCCAGCGCUGAGCGUAAAAAGGACAAACCAAUCUCGGGCGACACCGACCUCUUCGUCGCCGGCGUCGACUCGAUCCAGGCUGCGCGGAUCCGGGCCGCCAUCCACCAGCACAUCGAGCUCGGCGGCCAGCUGCUGCAGAAGAACGUCGUCUACGACUACCCGACGCCGGCGCUGCUCGCGAGCCACAUUCAGGAGGUCGGCGAGGGGCGGCCCGGGGGCGCCGCCGACGGUGAGAGUGCCCAGGCGAAACGAGACGACACGCAGCACCGGCUGAUGGAGCAGCUCGUAGAGAAGUACUCGAGCUUCCCCGCGCUCGACGUUGGGCCGAACCAGACGGGUGACGACGAGCAACGCGAGCUGGUCGUCCUGACUGGAGUGACGGGAGCCCUCGGUGCUCACCUCUUCGACCAGGUGCGGGCGCGUUGUGCCCAGGCGCCGGCACGCAUCGUCUGCCUGGUCCGCGCCGAGGACGAGGAGCGAGCACGCACGCGGGUGCUCACGAGCCUCAAGGCUCGCCGACUGCCCAGCAGCGUCGAGCACGUCGAGGCUUCCGGCACGGCAGAAGUCCUGUGCCUGGCUGCCGACCUUGCAGCGUCGACCACGUGCGGCCUCUCCGAGGACCAGCUUCGCCAGCUGUCGGUGGGCUGCGGCCGGGUCACCACCGUCCACGCGGCGUGGGCUGUCAACUUUGUCGGCUCGCUUCAGAGCUUCGAGGCGGAGCAGAUCGCCGGACUGCGCAACCUCAUCCAGCUGCACCGCCGCCUCGCUGCUGCGGCCGGAUCCAGCGACCGGUCGCACUUUGCCUUCUGCUCGUCGGUGGCGAGCAUCCUAGGCGCUCCCCCGUCGACCGAGUUCCACACGGCGCUUUCCGUCGCCGGCGACGGGGACGAGGCCUACGCCGAGACGCUGCCCUCCUCGCCGCGGACGGCGGCGGCGAUGGGCUACGCGCGGAGCAAGUGGGUGGCCGAGCACAUCUGCGCGCGGUACGGGCGCCAGACGGGCGAAGGCUGCAGCGUCAUGAGGUUCGGGCAGCUGUGCAGCGACACGGCGGGCGGCGUGUGGAACGAGAGCGAAGGCUGGCCGCUGCUGAUCCGUACCGCCGACGAGGUGGGUUGCCUGCCCAUGCUCGACGACGAACGGCUGGCAUGGCUGCCCGUCGACGUCGCGGCCGCCUCGAUCGUCGACCUGGUGCGGCCGUCGUCACCGGCAGACGCGGCGGGCGGCGAUUCCGGCGAUGUUCCGAUCUACCACCUGGUGGCGGAUGCCGCCAAGGCUGCGCCGUGGGAGUCGCUGCUGGUGUGGCUGUCGCGGGAGAUGGACUUUGAGCGGGUGUCGCCUCGCCGAUGGAUCGAGCGGCUCGAGGCCGACGAGGAACGGAUCAAGGCACGCGGGAUGCUCGAGCUGUGGAGGCGCAACUAUGCCGCCGCGCCAUCGUCUGGGGGCGGCAGCAGCAGCAGCAGCAGCGGUGCCAAGCCGGCUCGGAUCGAUGCCAGCCAUGCACAGGCGGGCUCGGCGAGCCUCCGAUCCGCUCCGCCCGUCGACGAGCAGCUGAUCCGAAGGACGGUAACCGCGUGGAGGCAGAGCGGCUUCCUUGGCCAGUCCAACUGA